AUGGGCAGGCUCAUUGAGAUGCCCGCAGCGCUGGGGCGCUGGAGCCGAGCUUACAGCAAGUCCCACGCCUUCAGGGAGGUCCUACAGCUGCCAAAAAUGGAACUGACGAAGCUCGUGUUCCCGUUACAGGAACUCCAGCGGCAUCUCCACCCUGACGCCAGAUCCGACCUUCAUCUGAGGGUCUUUGACCCGAGCCUGGAGGACAUCGCGAGGGCGGAGGGCUUCUUCACGGCCACCCCUCGGAACCGCAUCGAGUACCUGAGCUCGGCUGUGCGUCUGGACCACGCCCCCGGCCUCCCCCGCCCGGAGGUGUGUUUCAUAGGCAGAAGCAAUGUUGGAAAAUCCUCCCUAAUAAAGGCUUUGUUUUCAUUGGCUCCAGAGGUUGAAGUCAGAGUCUCCAAAACCCCGGGGCACACAAAGAAAAUGAAUUUUUUCAAAGUUGGAAAAUAUUUUACAUUGGUGGACAUGCCAGGUUAUGGCUAUCGAGCACCUGAAGAUUUUGUUGAUAUGGUAGAGACCUAUCUAAAAGAACGAAAGAAUUUGCUGAGAACGUUUUUGUUAGUGGAUAGUGUUGCUGGAAUUCAGAAAGCAGACAAUAUUGCCAUAGAAAUGUGUGAAGAGUUUGCCUUGCCUUAUGUAAUGGUGUUAACAAAAAUUGACAAAUCUUCCACGGGACAUCUUUUAAAACAAGUGCUUGAGAUCCAGAAAUUUGUUGCCACUAAAACACAAGGAUGUUUUCCUCAGUUGUUUCCUGUAAGUGCUGUGACCUAUUCUGGAAUCCAUCUAUUGAGAUGUUUUAUAGCAACUAUAACAGGAAAUCUUAAGACUAAUUAA
Molecule: messenger RNA, 834 nt
Organism: Pipistrellus nathusii (Nathusius's pipistrelle)
Lineage: Eukaryota; Metazoa; Chordata; Mammalia; Chiroptera; Vespertilionidae
Source: the annotation of a GenBank genome assembly